Molecule: messenger RNA, 648 nt
Organism: Talaromyces marneffei
Lineage: Eukaryota; Fungi; Ascomycota; Eurotiomycetes; Eurotiales; Trichocomaceae
Exons: 2
Coding region: 1-648 (215 amino acids)
Biological process (GO): cytoskeleton-dependent cytokinesis
Cellular component (GO): dynactin complex
Source: RefSeq, a predicted model, not a curated record
AUGUCUACAGAAGCUGAUGCCGUUGCAUCAGCUACAAUCGAGCUACUCGAGAGCCGUCUGCACAGAUUAGAAUAUCUCUUGACUGGCGAGACACAAUGGACUGGACAACCAUCCACAGCACCCAACACAGACUCCUUGGAUGAUACUGUCGCGCGUCGUUUGAAUAGAUUGGAGAGUACGCUCAAUUCUUUGAGUAAAUCAAAUCCGGCAGUGCGUGAUGUGUUACAACUCUAUUCUCGUUACCCCGAUCUAUUCCCAGGCACCACUUCAACUCAAACCGAUAAUAUACCCGCAGGACUAAGUACACAAAACCUCGCCUCAAUCGUCCUAUCCUAUGCCACCACAUUCCCCGAAACCGCAUCGCGACUCUCGUCACUCAAAGAUCUCCCCAUCCCCGACGCACAAGCAUCCACCGCGUUGAUUGAGCUUCAACCGCGACUCCAGAAGCUGCUGAGUAUUCAGGAACAACAGGCUACUGAAAUAUCCGAAUUGAGGGCGCGCAGUGCGCGGCUAUUGCAGCGGUGGUACGAGUUGGGUGUUCUGGGCAAUAGUGAGUGUUGGGCGGAAUGGGAGUCGCGGUUGGAGGACGUUGAGCGGGAGGUUAAGAGGCGCGAGGUUAUACGUGAUCGAAGGGCUAGAGAAAUCUGA